Molecule: messenger RNA, 4305 nt
Organism: Nerophis ophidion (straightnose pipefish)
Lineage: Eukaryota; Metazoa; Chordata; Actinopteri; Syngnathiformes; Syngnathidae
Product: caspase-6-like
Exons: 8
Coding region: 128-1027 (299 amino acids)
Biological process (GO): proteolysis; apoptotic process
Cellular component (GO): cytoplasm
Source: RefSeq, a predicted model, not a curated record
GAGCCAAUGCGGAGGAGAGCCUGUUGAUUGACAGACGUGAAGGCCAAUCGCUAUCCGCCACUUGACCAAUGAGCGUGGAGGAGGCGGGGCCUGUGGGAGCGUCGUCACUCAGGACGAAGGUGCAAACAUGUCGUACGUGACAGAAGACAAGCGUGCAGCCAAACGUGUCGCCAUGGACAACACAACCACCACAGACAGCACGGCGACGUCCAGCCUGAAUCUGACGGAGACAGACGCCUUCACAAGCGAGGCACUUCUGGACCCCCGCCAGGAGUACAAGAUGGAUUACAAGCGUCGAGGCCUGGCGCUCAUCUUCAACCAAGAGCGCUUCUUCUGGCGUCUGGGCUUGAACGACCGACACGGAACCAUCACGGACCGUUACAAUUUAGAGAUCAGGCUGAAGGCGCUAAACUUCGAGGUGAAGGUUUACGAAAACUACAAAAAUGAGGAAGUCUUGGAGAAAAUCCAUGAGGCUGCCGAGGCCGACCAUUCAGACGCGGACUGCUUUGUGCUCAUCUUCUUGAGCCACGGCGAGGACGAGCACGUCUACACGCACGACGGCAAGAUCAGCAUCCAGCACAUCACGUCGCUCUUCAAAGGAGACAAGUGCAAAAGUCUAGUCGGGAAACCCAAGAUCUUCGUGUUGCAGGCGUGCCGUGGAGACAAGCACGAUGAACCCUGUGACGAGGUGGACAGCGAGAUCAAGACAAACGAGGUGACGGUGGACGCCUGUGCCGUCCACACUCUCCCGGCUGGGGCCGACUUCAUUAUGUGCUACUCUGUGGCAGAAGGCUACUACUCCCACCGGGAAACUGUAAACGGCUCGUGGUACAUCCAGGAUCUCUGCGAGAUCAUUAAGAGGUACGGCGAGUCUCUGGAAUUCACGGAACUCCUGACGCUGGUCAACCGCAAAGUGUCAAUGAGGACCGUUUUGAACAGUAAGGACAGGGAGGCCAUCGGGAAGAAGCAGGUACCGUGCUUCGCUUCCAUGCUCACCAAGAAGCUGUACUUCCACCCCAAAAAGUAACCCGCCUACACAUUUUUGUGGAAACUUGGAACGCCAUACGGCUGACCAGUCCAUUAGUUGACAUGACAAUGAUGUUGGAAUAAUUAUGGGUAAUUCAAAGAAAAAAAUCGGUUUCCAAUGUGACGUAGCGUCGGGUCCAGUAUUUACGCUGCAGGGUAGUCAAUUAUUGCGCACCACAAUAUAGGACCCAAUAAGUGGUGACCUCCCCUCUUCAGCAACUCCGCCCAAUGGUCACGAUGCUACCGCUCGUUUUGAUAUAAAAUUCCUUAUGAAUGGGUCGUGUCAGACAUACUGUAAAUGCUCUGCUUUUAGCCGCGGAGUUCAUCGAAACCCCAAAUUAAAAACAAAAUCAUUUCAUUUGAAUAAAAAAAUGGAAAGAGAAAGGCACGUUAGCAUCGAUUAGCUAGCAGUCAUGCUCUGCGCAAAUAUGUCUGAUUAGCACAUAAGUCAAUAACAUCAACAAAAUUCACCUUUGUGAUUUUGUUGACUUUAUCGUUGGAAAUGCAUCUACAUCAACAUGUCUACGAGAAAAAGGGAAUUCAUGUUUUUUUUGUGUAUGUUGUGUCUACGCUCAAAUGUUCAUUCCAAAACCAACUGAAACUGAGACCAGUUUAGAAAGUACCUCAGGGAGUUUUGUUUUUUUCCCCAACUUUGUACUUGUGUGGAUGUAAUAUAACAUCGUCACACGUUCUAUGACUCAGGAAGAACAGAGCCACCCUGAGCCUGACUUGUCACAGACAAAAAAAAAAGAUAGAAAACCGUCUGUGGAAGUUCACAGUAGGACAUCUGCCUUACUUAAAGGAGCCAUAUGUAAUAAUGUGGCCAGAAAUGAUAAUGCAUUUAAGGUCAAAAUUCUGUAGUCCCCUCCCUCUCUCCCUGACUUAAGGUUGCCAGAUACGCAGCCGAAUCCAGAUCUAUCAACUGGGCUACUUUAAAGAACUUCAAACUUCCACUGCCUCUUACUAGGUGUUGCGGUUCUGGGACCAUAAUAGAUAGAUAGUACUUUAUUGAUUCCUUCAGGAGAGUUCCUUCAGAUUCAAAAUAAGUGAAUAGACAAGCGUUUUGUCAGUAGCAUAUCUCUAACCAACACAUUACACACAGAAAUUAGGCCAUUUUCAGGAAGAAGAACGUCAUUCCUGCGCACAACAUCACAACAAAUUGCAAUCAUAUGGUUAUUGUCAGUACUAUCAAAGACUAAAACUAACUACACCCAACGACAGCAAUGGUUAUACUGGUGAAAAUAAGUAGAGCAUGCUUAGCAGCCUAAUGUAUGCCCAAAAAUAAAGAGGAGACAUUUUACCAAGGUAUGCCUAUAAGCUACACGAAUGAGGAAUUAUUUUAUCAUGGGAUUUGUCUUUAUACCUUUCACAUUGCCAUGAUGACAGCCGUGCUAAUGUUGGAACCCAUUUCUUCAGCGUACCAGCAUAUUGACAACGAAAUAGGAACUGAGACUACCCAUAUGCACAGGUUUUAUUUGAAAAUAUAUUUUGACCUGUCAGUUCAAUUACACCGCGACAUAAAGGGUAAUGGCCAUAUAUUUCCUCCAUUAGCCUGUAUGCCGACGUGUCAUUGACUAGGCUGGCAUGCCAAACAAUACACUAGGAGCUAAGCACCAUCACACUUAGCAUUUGUUGCACGAACAUAAGAGACUGUAUUGGACAAUAUAGUUUACAUACGAAAUGUCCAUUUCCAUUUAUUUCAAUUAAUAAGAAAACAUAAAUGCCUGACUUACCUAUCUAAGAGGAAAUUAGCAAGUUUGGCAACAGAUUAAAAAAAUCUUCUCCAUCUUUCCAAAGCAUCCCCGAUACAAAUCCUCGUUUUGUUCCUGGCUUUGUCAUGAAUAAGUUGAGAAUCGUAACAACGCCUUUUAGAUUUACUAAGGUCUGACAUGUUUAGUAACUUUACCAGUGGCAGUAGCUCGACGAAGGUGGCGAUGCGUAACUGGCAACGAUGAUAUAAUACACUUAAGGACUUUGUAAUUGGUCAAACGGCAGAGGGCGGGAUAUCAAAUUGAAAAUAAUAAGAUUUCGAGGCUGUGAAUCUAAUUUUGAAAUCAGCAUCUCCCGGCUAAACUACUGUUAAAAGUCAUAGAGGUAUUAAAAGAGAAAAUAACAUGAUUUAUUAAUGCCUUUUGACAUACCAGGGCCAAUUAAUGAUGACAUGAAAUUAUUACAUAUGACUCCUUUUUAAUAUUACUUGUGGAGUACCACAAAAAUCCGUCCUUGGACCUAUACGGUUUCCCAUGUACGUCAAUGAUAUUACAAUGUUUUCUAAACUGAUAAAGUGUAUUAUUUGGGGACGACACAACCUCAUUUUAUUCAGGACCAAAUAUCACUAAUGGGUGGAAAAUAAAUGUGUCAAAAUUAAAAGUAAAUACAUUGUCUUUGAAUACUAGUAAAACUAAAUUUGAUUAUUUGUAGUUGAACACAAGAGAUCGAGUUUUUGGGUGUUACGAUUGACGCAAAUUUGUCAUGGAAAUUACAUAUAAAUGAUAAAAAGGUUAAAACAUCAAAAUUUAUUAUUCUUUUACACAAAGUGAAGGAAUUGCUGAAUCAAAAAGCAUUGAAUAUUUUGUGUAACUCACUGAUUGUUCCAUAUCUAACAUCCUGUGUAGAAGUACGGGGUAACUUAUUUAAACCCAAUCUUUCUUUUGCAUAAGAGAGCUGUAAGAAUCAGUACUGGAAAUACAGGGAACCCCACAAAUCCAAUGUACGAAAAGUUAUUGAAAUUUAAUGAACUAGUAGAGUAUAAUAUCCUAAACAUCCUGAAUAAAUAAAACACAUGCAACAAUUCUACAUUCAAAACACAUUUUUAAAAAGAGAAAGUAAUUUUAAUCUAAAAGAAACUGUAGUUUUAAGAAGUAUUUCACUCAAAGGUGUUAGUUUAUGGAACACACAAAGUAAAAAUCAUGACGAUAAAAAGAUAUGACUGAGUCAAAUUAUGUUGACAUUAUUGGUUUAAUUGAAAAAAUGGCCAAUAUUGAAAGUCAAUUAGUGUAUUUGUGAAAAUAGGCUCAUUAAAUACGUUUUUAACUUUUCAUUCAUGAUUUACUUGAAUUGUAUGUUGAUUUUUGUAUUAUCCUUCCUUUGUUUGAUUUUUUUUAUCAAUGAACUGAACUGAACUGGUCGCUUCAGCGCGAUAUAAUCUGUUUCAGAUUUAACACAACAGGACAGAAGGCAAUUCAGCAAAAUGACUUUUAUUCCAAUAGUCCACUUUUUUGUCCCCCUCCCCCACAAAAUGUUUCCAAUUAAAAAGGCAUCAUUAUGAAAAUAAACAAA